AUGAAUAUAAUCCUAUUCAUAAUCGCCCUAUCCCUAACCCUAAGCACAGCCUUAACCGCACUAAACUUUUGACUUGCUCAAAUAAACCCGGACUCAGAAAAACUAUCCCCAUACGAAUGCGGCUUCGACCCCCUAGGCUCCGCCCGACUGCCCUUCUCAAUUCGCUUCUUUCUAGUAGCUAUCCUAUUCCUUUUAUUUGACCUAGAAAUUGCCUUACUGCUCCCCCUCCCAUGAGCCACUCAACUCGAAGACCCUAUCACCACACUAAUCUGAACCUCCACUCUCAUUAUUCUACUCACCCUAGGCCUAGUAUACGAAUGAGCCCAAGGAGGCCUAGAAUGAGCAGAAUAA
This is a messenger RNA of Parus major (Great Tit), 351 nucleotides long. The record is from the annotation of a RefSeq genome assembly. NCBI's taxonomy places the organism in Eukaryota, Metazoa, Chordata, Aves, Passeriformes, Paridae.